Molecule: messenger RNA, 525 nt
Organism: Drosophila teissieri
Lineage: Eukaryota; Metazoa; Arthropoda; Insecta; Diptera; Drosophilidae
Exons: 1
Coding region: 5-514 (169 amino acids)
Source: RefSeq, a predicted model, not a curated record
AUUUAUGUCAUAUCUGGCUGAGAAUCGUGAUAAAACUUAUACAAUCUGUGAAUAUAUUUUAAAAGAAAUGGGAACUUUGACAACUUACUUUGCGCUGAUGAUCGCCGCCUGGGGAAUGCAACUACGACCUCGACUUUAUCUUCCCAUGGGUGAAUUGGAACUAACUCUUCAGAUGGCCAACCUGACAUGGGCUUUUAUAGAGGCCAACCUGUAUACCCAAUUCACGAUGCUGAUUCUACUGCUGCCAUCAAAGGUGUUUACAACCCAGAGGCAAAGGAACUACAAAUGGGUCUUCGUGAUGCCCUAUAUACUGCAAUAUAUGACUUGCUUUUGGCGCACUACACAAAAUGUUAAGGAGCUGCUGACUUCACCACCGAUGUUUUUACUGGAGGAUUAUGCGUUAGCACACCUAAAAAUGAGCCUGGUUUUCGGACUGCAGCUGCUGGCAUUGAUAGAAAUCGUUUUUAUUUUAUUUUAUAACCUGAAUAAAGAGCCACAGCAGAUUGCGGACUAAAAAAAGGAAUA